AUGGUCCUCGCUCGACGGAAGCUUAGCGCCGUGACCGCUACCCGGAGCGCUGCUGGUCCCGUCGCUGCUACCAGUCAAGAAUAUGCGGAAGAAGCUUCGGUGCGCGUGGGCAGAGAUGGCUAUGGCGAUAUCGAUGUCGAGUCCACAGCUGCGCAGCUGGAAAUCGAGAAAUGCCCAAUAUGUAUCGGUCCCAUGAUGCCUAAGCCCGCAGUGCUCAAGGACAGCAAGACCCAUCGCACCCUUCAUGAUGGCAACACCCGUGAAGCACUUGCUGAGCUGUCUACCGUGGCAUCUGAGCGUUGCCGUCGAAUUCGAAACAUGGGACGCAGCAUCUGGGAAAAGUUGAAGAAGAGCCAGCAGAGAGACGAAGUGCAGCAUGGAAACCGGCCCUACCAUGAAUACGAGGUCAUACUCACGCUCAACAAGUGUGGUCACACCUUUCACUCGCAAUGCCUAGCCAUGUGGUACCUCAUGGGGAGAUACGACUGUCCUGUUUGCAGGCAGAGGUAUUAUACGCCUAGGAAGCGGCGACAGAUUGACCUCCCAGCAUUCACCUUGGCAUCUUUGACUUGA
This is a messenger RNA of Geosmithia morbida, 573 nucleotides long. RefSeq names its product Zinc finger, C3HC4 type (RING finger). The record is from RefSeq and is a predicted model, not a curated record. Lineage: Eukaryota; Fungi; Ascomycota; Sordariomycetes; Hypocreales; Bionectriaceae. The transcript has 2 exons. The coding region runs from base 1 to 573 and encodes 190 amino acids.